AUGGCUCCAUUCUACGAGCCGGGCAAUGGUCAUUACGACCCGCCGGUGCAGGCAGCGCAAGUCGCGUCCGCCAGUCUGGUACAGUCUCCCUCGGCCGGUAUCUUGCAAUACGAAGAGAGUGCUCCUUCUGAGGUGAGUGUGUGUAAAACGACUCCUGACAUUUCUAUUAUUACCGCCGUCGGCGCUUGAAGGCUAUGACAGCGGUAAACAAGUUCCUGCUUCUAUUAGGGUGAAAAACGGAGCGGCGGCGACCCAGGUUCAUUUAUUAACUUCUCGGAAAAUUCCGCGGUCCAAGACAUCAUUUUUUGAUGGAAUAAGACAUGCGUAUUCUCCGUCUACGACGGAAAAAAUAAGGAAAGCUAGGUGAAUAUUUCACCGCGCACAUGAAGAAAGGCUAACAUUUCCGCUGAAGGGCUGGGGUAAACAAACAUUCUUUGUUGUUCGUUUAUUCGACUAGAAUAAUCCGCAAAUCUGCCAAACGCAACUUUGUAGGCGUGAAAAUUUGUACACACUAGUUAGGCGAAAAUUUAACGUGCCGAUUUCAAGAAAAAGAAGCCGGUUUACUAUUUCUAUUCGUAUUUUGACGGAAGCAAAACGUGCACGAUGUGGUUUCCCGAGAAAAAACGCUAAUUUCCUGCUUAAGCAAGGCUGUACGCUUGUUUCAUUUUAGGUUGUGAAUGUGCAGGACAACUAUUACAUCAAUUCGGACGCAUAUCAAGGGGACUCGAUGGAGGAUGCGAGCGUGAUGACCGAGUUUGAGGAGAUGUUAAUAAAGGUAUGACUGCUUCGAGAUAAUCCCUCUUUUGGUUGCACUUGGUGGUUUAACACUCUCAGUUUCUCAGCACAAAGAAACGUACUAAACGUAUAAAUUUUAGGUCAGCUUCUUGGCCGGCUAUGUGUACAUGUUGUUGGCAGUCACGGGUAUUAUUCUCAACGCAUACGUAAUCUCCAGAUUAAUACAACUCGCAAUAAACGACUAUGUAAGUUUUGAUUUCAGAUUUAAUGAAUAUUAAAUAAGUCAAUCUUUUCUGCAGGCUUUGAUACUAUGAAUCCCACGUUUAUCUUGUCCCCUCGAUAAACAAUUAAAAAGAUUAAUCCAUAUGUUUUACGGACAAAGGGGGGAUAAUGGGAAUUCUUUGAAAAAUAAAAUCCCACGCUUUAGGAACUGCUUAUACCAGAAUUUUACACGACGAAAUAUAUUGCUCCAACCAUUUUUAGGAGCGUUUCAAACAUGGCUGCGGACUGCCGUUGGCCGCAAUGUCAAUGUCCGACCUGUGGUCGUUGGUGUCGAUUAUUGCGGCCGUAGUGCUUAGCGGGUUUUUACCGCCUUCGGUGCUGUCGGCGUCUGCUCAUUCGGCGCAUUGCAAGAUUACCAUUUACCUCAUACACACAUUGACUGGGUUCAGCACAUGGUGCUGGCUGUUUAUUUCGGCUUUACGGUACAUUGCGGUCUACCAUCCCCUAUGGCAUAUCAAAGGGAGUGCGCUGGACAUCCGAACAGUGCUUUUAAUGUUACUGUUCGGCCUACUGAUCAACUGUUGGCUUCCAAUGGUGGUGGUUUCGUCGCCCGAAUCCGGCACCUGCGAAGAGCAACCGCUCAGUCUGGGUGCGGAUUGGAACCGAUUCCUCCACGGGAUAGAGCUGUUUUGGUCGUACAUUCUGCCCGCCGUCCUUACACUGGCGUUGGACGUGCGAGUGAUAUUCGUCCGACCACCCAGCUUCUCCAAAAUGGCCCAAAAAAGACGCAAGGAUUUUGCAUCGAGAAAAACGCCGCUUCCAUUAAGACAAACACUGAGUGAUGGUUGGUCGCAAGCGGAGGACAAAUUUCGAGGUACGAAGAAAACACUUUCGCGAAAAAGCGAUGAUGUUCCAUAAUCUAUUUUAAAAUUUCUCAAUUCCAGGAUUCUGUUGUUCUCGCUGGAUUCGCCAGAAACUCACAAAGACACCAAGGAUCAGCAUUGUAAACGAAGACGAGGAAAAGAAGCAGAUUGAAAACCCGGACUUCCAACUCAAACUGACGCACUUGCUCGGGAACGUUGGACGAGCACGAACCCUGACAAACUCCACUUGGAGUGCGCAGUCCAAUGCGACCGCAGCGUCGUCAGUUACCGCCUCUCCAUCGGGCCUACCGCGAACAGUCGCUUAUGCGCAACACUCUUGGCAGUCGACUUGCUCACACACCGCUGGUUCCACGAAACGAGGCCGGAAGACUGUGCGAAGAUGGCUGGCCAUUACGACCGUCCAUCUGCUGCUGAAUGCACCCGACAGUACCUAUCGAUUGGCAAGUGUGAUUGGAACAUCGUAAGUCACUUUUGACGCUUGCCACUUCUCUCAAGACUGCCGCAUGGACGCAAAACUAAACUACACAUUCCAGGCCAUCACCAAACUCUCCGACCAGCCAUAUUAUAGCGUUAGUCGUGCGUCUGCUAUAUUUCGCGCAAUUCUGCUUCAACGCCGCUUACUUGACAGCAAUUGUAUACAAACGAAAUGUCAGACCAAAGCCUAGACAGACAACACCAAAGCAUUCCACAACCUAUCUCAGAGUUCACCCGGAAUUCAGCAGGCCUCAGGUAAGCCACGUUUCCAACACAGUAAUCCAGUGGCAAAAAACGUACCAUUUCGCAUCCGGGAAGUAUCAAAAAUGUGGCAAAAUGCUUCCUUCUCCAAGCGAAAAAACUCAGAUUUCAAAAGCGCACCCGCUCAUUUUGUGAGAUAAAGGGAGCGCCCUUCAAACCGAAGUUUUUUCACUUGGAGGGGCAAGCAUUUUCCCACAUUUUUAAUGCUUCCCGGAUGCAAAAUGGUUCGUUUUUUGCCACUGGAUAAGGUCCCUCACUGUAUAUGCAACAGUGUCCUCAAAACCGGUUUUAAAAUAUAAAUCCGAAUUUUUCAGACCAGAAUAGGAGUUCCUGAGGGCUCAGUGCGACAUAAAAAGAAGCACGAAGACCUAAAACGUCGCUACAGCCAUGAUCCUCGAGGUGCAAAGAGGCUGACACAGCACCUCAACGUGAACCAGCCCCUAUUGAAUGCGCCGACGAUGCCACUCUCCUACUCGACGGAAACCUUCCGCUCCGAAGAACUCGAGCUCACAACCAGCAUUUAUUCCGCAAAUACCUCACCCAGAUCUCCGUCGACGGAGCCGAGAAACGAGUACGUCGAGGAGAAAUGCCAUUCCGGCUCCAGUGGGCGUACGUCGGCCGGGCUUUUGACGUACGCGUCGUCGGGUGCGGCAACGCCCUGUCACGGCAGUCGGGCGUCCAGCUCGUUGACGAACAAGAAAGACGAGGAGUGGCAAGAAAACAAGUGCCAUAUCGAGGCCACCACGGCCAAUUCCUGGCGGGUUUAG
This is a messenger RNA of Bursaphelenchus xylophilus (pine wood nematode), 3343 nucleotides long. NCBI's taxonomy places the organism in Eukaryota, Metazoa, Nematoda, Chromadorea, Rhabditida, Aphelenchoididae. The record is from the annotation of a GenBank genome assembly.